This is a messenger RNA of Geodia barretti, 2824 nucleotides long. The record is from the annotation of a GenBank genome assembly. Lineage: Eukaryota; Metazoa; Porifera; Demospongiae; Tetractinellida; Geodiidae.
CGUAUUGCAAUGUGUGUGGGAGUCGUUCUCUAUCUCCGGUUCCGCUCGGGGAACGAGAGCUAACAACGACGUCGAGGGCCUUGUCUUCCGAUGGCUGAAGCCCCUGCAGCCGCCCCCGGCACGUUAACACCGGACGAUGCGGUGGACGUGUUGGAGGAGCUACUGCCGGCACAAAACAAGUCCUACGAACUGGGGCUCAAGUUGAAACUGCAACAACACGUCGUGGAGGCCAUCCAUGAUACAUAUUCCAAGCCACGCAAUCGCCUUCUCCACGUUAUUAUCGCGUUUACCAACCAAGUAGAGCCCAGACCGACAUGGAGGGUCAUUGUGAAGGCCCUGAGAAGUCGAGUGGUCGACCUACCGGCACUAGCUAACACGGUGGAAGCUGCUCAUUUUCUAGUCCCUGUUCGUUCUUCUGUGUCCCCGGCGAGUAUUGAGGAUGAAAUAGAAAAUCUUGAAGAUAGGUUUUUACAGCUCACGUGCGAAACACGAGCAGCGCUUUCCGAUAGAGAGCAGCAAGAUAAAAACUUUCUGCAGAGCUUCUCUGCUUUUCUUCUUAACCUUCCUGUUGCAAAGAAAGUUGUUCAUGUAACAUUUUUUCAUCAGAAUGAAGAUGAAAUCCUGAAAGCUAAAAAUAUUCAAAGUUUGUUUGCCAUAAUUGGCCGUUACUGCAACUAUUCCAACUAUGAGAUAAUCGUGCAUAUCGUCAAAAGAUUCGGUGAUGCUAAAUUAAACGAGAAAAUCAUGAUGUACUGUGAUUCGAUAAAGAAAUGUGAAACUGGCACAACAGUUGCCGUCUACCUUCAUGCCAUUUCAGCUCUUCCAGAUAGCGACGUCUGCCAGGGGUUCAUUCAAAUGGCCAUGAAAAUCAAUAAGCCAACAUCCGUGUGCACAAUGCAUGAGAUCCGACAGCUGAAGGAAAGCAUUGCGGAAAAGGCAUCCGUUUACUCCCACUGUCUUUAUAUGGAGAGUGUCGCUAAAGGAUCGGUAGUGGUGCAGUUGAGAGUACAUCCUGACUGCUCACAGAUGGUCUUCGAUGCCAUUACCAACAACACCUACCAGACUGAUGUCACAGUUGUGAAGAUCUCAGAUAAUGCAAAAGAAAAAUCUAUGUAUACACCACUUAAAAGAGGUGAAGUAAAAGAAGCUGUAUAUGCAAGUCGCAUAUCAAGAGAACGUACUUAUACCUAUGCAAGUGUCACUCAUGCAGCAAACAAAUGUGAAUCAUGUCAUCAACUGAAUCUCAAAAAAUCAGUGUUAGAGAAAGUGGUAAAGGUUCUUGAAUCUCACAAGGUACAGGAGAUGGAAUUAGCCCAGCAGUAAAGAAAAUGCUGCUGGAGAGCAGUUUGCCAAUAGCUGGUGACGAGGCAACCAGACAACACAGGAAAAGGGAGGUGCAGCAACCACCCCCUCUCCCUCCCUCCUUCCUUUCCGCCCUCCCUCCGCCCCUCCCUCCCCGCCCAUUCCAAAGCCCAGGUCCAAGUCUAUGGCUCCAGUUUCUUCUGACUCACACACUGUCAAGACAAUAAAGGACUUUGAGUUCCUUGUGGUUCUAGGCAAAGGGACAUAUGCAAAGGUGGUGAUGUGUAAGGAGAAGACAACAGGAGAGAUACUGGCCAUGAAGAUACUCAAGAAGGGUAUGAUAGUGGCCAAAGAUGAGAUCACCCACACCGUAACAGAGAGAAAAGUUCUCCAGAUGACAUCAUCUCAUCCUUUCCUCACGAGUCUCAAGUACUCAUUCCAGACACCAGACCGAUUGUGUUUAGUGACAGAGUACGUACAAGGAGGAGACCUCUUCUACCAUCUGUCCAGAGAGAGAGUAUUCUCAGAGGACCGCACCAGGUUCUAUGGAGCUGAGAUAAUUCUGGGAAUCCAGUACCUCCACAGCAUAGGAGUGGUCCACCGACACAUGGAGCUGGAGAACCUGAUGUUGGAUGAGAGGGGACACAUCAAGAUCAUAGACUUUGGAUUCUGCAAACAAGGAAUAUACCCUGGAGACAUCACUAGAACCUUCUGUGGCAAUGCAGGAACCAUGGCUCCUGAAGUGCUAGAAGACAAUAACUAUGGACGGGCAGUGGAUUGGUGGGGAGUGGGUGUGGUUAUGUAUGAGAUGAUGUGUGGGCAACUCCCAUUUUAUUCCCGAAACCAUGAGGUCCUUUUUGAGCUCAUUAUAGAGCUCAUUUUAGUGGGAGAGGUAAAGUUUCCAGCAAGACUGUCACCGGAGAGCAAGUAUCUACUUGGAGGACUACUUCAGAAAGACCCGAGCAAAAGACUGGGUGGAGGAGAGGGAGAUGCAGAGGAGGUCAAGUCUCAUGUGUUCUUCAAGUCCAUCAACUGGGACGAUGUCUACAGCAAGAGGAUCACUCCUCCCUUCGUCCCCAUCAUCAAGUCAGAGACAAGUACUGACUACUUUGAUAAGGAGUUUACCGACCAGAACCCUGAACUGACACCUCCACCAGAUGAUGGUCCUCCCGAGGACCCAUUCAAAGAUUUUGACUUCGUAUACACAUUUUGUCAUGAUAGAAAGACCAUUGUGUAGGGUAGAUAGUGAUGCCAUUCGCCAUUCUUUUGUGCUGUUAGAACAAAUGGUUAUUUCAUGGAGACUGCGGAGAACACAUUAAUAAAACAUAACGUGUACAUACACAUAUGUAGUAAUACAAAAAGUUUACAUGAUACAAGAUACAACAGUAAAAAAAACAAGACAAAGUAAAAAAGGAGGACACAAGACAUGGAGACAACGGAUCACACAGAGACAGGGAUGAUGUCAUUGACCACGCCCACUGCCGCCUGUGGGGUAUGCAUUAACGACAGGUCGUCUGAGGAA